AUGUUGAUGCAGGGAAACGUUGGAAUGGACGUUCCAGGACAUUGCACAGUUGUCAACUGUGAAUGGGUCAUUCCACAAACGAAAUUUGCAACUGUGUUCAAUUUCACCAGCGAUUACGAUCGAUUCAAAGUGACCACAGGAAACGAUAUUAAAGGAUACGACGCAAAGAAGGGAAUCUCAUCGAAAACCCAAUGGCGAAGACCCGGAAAUUCUCCAGCAACUAAGAUUUGGUACAGACGCGUAGUUCCUGUUGAGGUUGUAUCCGAGCUGCAGCCAGUUUCGUUUUCUGUGACAUGGAUGCCCAAGGACGCUUGUUCAUGCGAAAAUAUAUUGGAACGUAAUGCCAUCGCCGGUAGGUGGAAGGAGUUGACGUCACCAGAUUAUCCGCUGCCCUACUGUAACAACAUGCACUGCACCACGAUGGUCACAGCUCCAGCUAGGCAUCAACGUAGGUUGAACAUCACCGACUUCUACACGGAAUCGCACAGCGAUUUCUUGGCACUAUAUGAUGGUCGUGACAUUAGUGAAGAACCCAUGGCAGUGUUUUCUGGGAGAAAGGUGUUUCCUGAGUUGAUUCGAAGCACCAAUGAAGCGCUUUCGCUGGUUUUCAAAACGGACCACGCCGUCUCCUACAGGGGUUAUCGCCUCCUUUAUUCUGCU
Messenger RNA from Ostertagia ostertagi, 660 nucleotides. The record is from the annotation of a GenBank genome assembly. NCBI's taxonomy places the organism in Eukaryota, Metazoa, Nematoda, Chromadorea, Rhabditida, Trichostrongylidae.